AUGCAGCUGGAGGAGGAUGACAUGACGCACUACCUGGCCAGCCGGCCAGAGCAGCCGCAGGGGGGGUGGCGCAACAUGGCGUGCGCGCGUCUGAGCGCAGAGCUCACCCUGGAAAAGUACUCCCCGAUUACGGCGAUCCCGCGGAUUGAGGCCCCUGUCCUGCUGGUGGCGUCCACCCAGGACCAGCUCUGCCCCUACGACCAGGUGCAGCGGGCGGUGCAACUCGCAAAGAAGGGGACCCUCAUCUCCCGGGAGGUGGCCCAUUUCUACCUGACGUCCCCAGAGCAGCUGCCGAGCCUCAUGAGGGAGCAGGUGGCGUGGCUGCUGGACGUGCUCGGCCUCCAACGCGCCGCCACGCCGGAAGAGGCGCACGAGCAGGCGGAGCGCAGGGCGGGUGCGGCGGUGGAGGCAGCAGAGGGGGAGGCGGGGGCAGGGGAGGCAUCCACAGACUGA
Monoraphidium neglectum is the source of this 453-nucleotide messenger RNA. RefSeq lists its product as hypothetical. The record is from RefSeq and is a predicted model, not a curated record. The transcript is spliced from 5 exons. Bases 1 to 453 code for a protein of 150 amino acids. NCBI's taxonomy places the organism in Eukaryota, Viridiplantae, Chlorophyta, Chlorophyceae, Sphaeropleales, Selenastraceae.